AUGGAAGGAAAGAAUGGAAUUUCAAUGUUAUUAGAACAAUUUGGAUAUGUUCAAAAUUUUUCAUUUGAUAAUGUAACUUUUCCAGAAGGGGUAUUACAAUAUAUUAUGAUACUUAGUUCUUUUUCAUGGUUUUGUGUUUGUAUAGCAGAGUUCUUUGUAUUAAUUAUUGUUAGUUUAUUUUAUCUAAAAGAUAGUAAAUAUUUCAAACGAGUAUUUGCAGCAAGUAUUUAUAUUGGACUUAGUGGACUAUCAAGUUUCUUUGGUUGUUGUGCAUCAAUCUUUGUAUAUCCAAGUGGUAGUUCUGCUUAUUAUUCAUUCCAUACAAUAUGUAUUUUUAUUUUAUUUAUUGCGCUUGUGUAUCGUCAUACUAUUACAUUAAACUGGAACCUUUCAUUAGUUAUAUUUGUUUGGAUAUUUUAUUUCUUUUUAAUAAGAAAUUGGUUAUCUCUUCGUAUUUUAAUACCAAUUGUACUUUACUUAGUUGUUUCACAUUUUUAUUUAUUGAAAUAUCAUUUUUUGAAUUCAAUGAAAUUUAUUAUUGGAGGUGAAAUUAUCAUUUUAUUCGCUUUUGGUAUAUUAGAUAUUAAACAACAACUUGAUGCAUGUAUUUUAUUUAUAAUUCUUGCUAUUUCAGAAAUUGCUAGUUUUGUUUCAAUUUCAGAUAUUGCCUUUAUGAUUUAUGAUUAUGGAAGAUAUAUUCAAAAAGACAAUAAGAAAAAGAAUUAG
Molecule: messenger RNA, 726 nt
Organism: Entamoeba dispar SAW760
Lineage: Eukaryota; Evosea; Mastigamoebida; Endamoebidae
Exons: 2
Coding region: 1-726 (241 amino acids)
Source: RefSeq, a predicted model, not a curated record